Messenger RNA from Coffea arabica (coffee), 936 nucleotides. The record is from RefSeq and is a predicted model, not a curated record. NCBI's taxonomy places the organism in Eukaryota, Viridiplantae, Streptophyta, Magnoliopsida, Gentianales, Rubiaceae.
UGCAGAUUUUUUUCCUAUCCUGAAGCCAUUUGAUCCUCAAGGAAUUAGAAGAGAUAUUAAAUGUUGUUUUGGUCGUUUUCAAACGUUAAUUGACAGCAAGAUUGAUGGUCGCAUGAAACGUAGGGCUUCUGGAUCACAAAGAUCUGGGGAUUUCUUGGAUGCUCUUCUUGAUCACAGUGAAGAACAUGGCCCGGAUGAACUGGAUUGCCGUGAUGUUAGACUCCUGCUCAUGGAUAUGUUUGUAGGAGGUACAGAACUACAGAUACUACCACCGCCACAGUGGAAUGGGCAUUGACAGAGCUUAUUCGCAGCCCAGAGAAAAUGGCAAGGGCAAAGCAAGAAUUAAUCAAAAAAGUUGGCUUAGGAUUUAGUGUCAAGGAGCAGGACAUCCUUCAACUUCCUUAUCUAGAUGCAGUCAUGAAAGAAACAAGGAGGCUUCACCCUGCAGCUCCAUUUCUCCUCCAUUGUGCCGAGACAGAUGUAGAAGUUUGUGGUUAUAUCAUUCCAAAACAUACUCAAGUGUUAGUGAAUGUAUGGUCAAUCACGAAGGACCCGGCCUAUUGGAAAGAGCCCACCAAAUUUCAACCAGAAAGGUUUUUGGAUACAGGUAUUGACUUCAGGGGCAGGGAUUUAUCUUUCAUCCCUUUUGGUGCGGGACGGCGAAUUUGCCCUGGAAUGCCGCUGGCAGCGAGGAUGGUGAAGUUGUUGUUGGCUACUCUUGUUCAUAAUUUUGAUUGGAAACUCCCAAAUGGUAUGGAACCGAAAGAUUUGGACAUGAAAGAUGAGUUUGGGCUUACAGCUGAGAAAGCUGAGCCACUUGCUGCCAUUCCUGUGAGGGUUGCAACAUCUUGAAUUCUUCCUCUUCAUGCAGUUGGCCUGGUGGAAAAAUUUGGACCAUCUAGUAUCGAAGUCAAUGUCAUUUUUGAAAAUGUGUAU